Gracilinanus agilis (Agile Gracile Mouse Opossum) is the source of this 1220-nucleotide messenger RNA. It is a transcript of the gene GPATCH4, whose product is annotated as G-patch domain containing 4. NCBI's taxonomy places the organism in Eukaryota, Metazoa, Chordata, Mammalia, Didelphimorphia, Didelphidae. Bases 263 to 1108 code for a protein of 281 amino acids. The transcript is spliced from 9 exons. Gene Ontology annotation, molecular function: nucleic acid binding. Gene Ontology annotation, cellular component: nucleolus. Gene Ontology annotation, biological process: regulation of ribosome biogenesis. The record is from RefSeq and is a predicted model, not a curated record.
CACAGGUUGCGGAAUCCGCGUGCUUCUGCUAAGGGGACCGCGAUGAGAAUGUGAACUGCAACCCUUAGGAAGAGAGAAUCCGGCUGCAUACCGGGAAGACGGAAGAGGGCCUAAAAGACGUAGAUAAAUGAACUUACAAGAUCUGUAUUGGGAAGAGGAAAGGCAUUAACAGUUGGAGAGACCAAGGAAGGCCUCUUUCAGAAGAGAGCUGGUAGUAACCAUCUCUGAACUGGUGAGGACAGAGACUAACCCUUUUCUCAAAAUGAGUGCCACCUCAGCAACCAAGAGUCGAGGGAUGAAGUUUGCUGAGGAACAGCUGCAGAGGCAUGGAUGGAGUCAAGGCAAGGGCCUGGGCAAGAAAGAAGAUGGCAUUGCCCAGGCCAUCAAGGUGAAGUUGAAGCAGGACAAUGCUGGGGUGGGACAUGACCCUUCCAAGGAGUUCACUAAUCACUGGUGGAGCCAACUCUUCAACAAGACAGCUGCCAGCUUGGUGGUGGAGACUGGGAAGGAUGGAGUAAAGAUGAAGACCCAGGCCAAGGAUAACAGCAAGCAGAAACGCUCUUCGGGCUCCAAGUCCAGCCUGUUGUAUGGACACUUCAUUAAGAGUGCCACUCUGACUUCAGGAGGGGAGCAAGCGGAGAAACCGAGCGAACAAAGCAGCGAAGAUGAAGCACCUCCACCAGCAAAGAUCUUGACAGAUGAAGAGUUGAUUCGAGCCUGCGAGGGACGCACUGCCCACAAGGGUGCCCGUCAUGGGCUUACCAUGAAAGCCAAGCUGGCACGACUGGAAGAGCAGGAGCGAGCCUUCCUGGCCCAGUACAAAGGCCAGAAUACAGGUGUCCCUGACACCCCAGCUGAGGACAUAACCCAGAAGAAGAAAAAGAAGAAAAAGAAAAGUCAGGAAGAAACUUCAACCACAGACAGGAGUGAGCAUAUGGAGAUCAUAGAACAGACCAAAGACAGUAGCAGGAAGAAGAAGAAGAAAAAGAGACAACGGGAAGAAGAACCAGAAGAUGAGGCUGGAGAUCAAGUAGAGAGGGGAAAAGAUGAAGAAAGCAAGGCCCAGAAAACUAAAAAGAAGAAAAAAAAGGUAUUGCUAGAGGCAUAGUGAGGCCUGCCAGUAACCGUCUGCAUUCCUUUGUUGGCGACCAGAACUGCAGAGGUCCAGGCCUCUUUGGGCCCUUGACUCAUUGCAAGGGGUGGGGGGCAGAGGAGAUAAC